CGAAACAAACUCCACAAGAAACCGUGUUCUGUAUUGUGGGCUGUUUACUACAGCAUUUUCAUUCUUUUUAACGAUAUCUGGAGUCGCCUUUCAAGUGUCAUCGAAGCUUCCAAAUUUUUUUUAAAGCGCUGCAGAAGCUUGAUUUGGAUUUAUUUGGUUCAAUUGCAAGCGUAACUUAAAUCUCACAUCAACAAUGUCGAUCGCGGUAGCUACUCCGCGACAUUGUUUUGGCCUCAAGGCCGAUGUUGCUGAUAAUAUUUGCUAUCUGGAUGAACAAACGAUCAUUUACCCGUCUGGAUCGAACUGCAUUUUGUUCAACAUUGACCAGAAAUCACAACGGUUCAUACCUGGAACAGAUAAAAGCGCUGGAAUGACAUCCAUGGCUGUUAGUCCAAAUCGAAGGUACGUCGCCAUCGCGGAGAAAGGGGAGAAAGCUACCAUAACUAUUUACGAUCUGAACACGUUGAGAAAGAAGAAAGUGCUCAGUUCUACAGAGGUUCAAUCUAACGAGUUUGUCAGCUUGGCUUUCUCGCCAGAUUCUAAAUAUCUUGUGUCUCAAGGAGGAAGACCCGACUGGACAUUGCUUUAUUGGACCUGGGAGAAGGCGAAAGUGAUGGCUGUUACAAAAUCUACCAAUCAGAUGAACUCACCUGUUUAUCAGGUGACAUUUAAUCCUCAGGAUAACACUCAGCUAUGUGUGGUAGGGAAUGGAAUCUUCAAGUUGUUUCGUUACAGUGAGGGUAAUCUUAAACAGUUUGCUUUCCAGAAAAUGGAGCCACAAAACUUCCUCUGCCAGGCAUGGGUGUCAGAUGAAAGAAUUAUAGCUGGAACAGAUAGUGGAAGACUUCUGUUGUUUGAAUCAGGAGAACUGAAGAGUGAAUUUCAUGUUGGUGGAGGUGGGGCAAAUGCUUCUGCUCCCACAAGGCAAAGUAUGGCCAGUGUACCUGAAAGUGGUGUAAGCCAGGAUACUCCUCCACAAGUCACAUGCAUUAUUGCAUUUUCGAAAGGCUUCAUCUGUUCAGGGGGAGCGGGGACAGUACACCUCUUUGAGAAAACUGAGGAAAAAGACUUCUACAAGAAGGCCAGAGAGAUUAAGAUUCCUGUCGACACGCAGAGUCCAGAUCCACAACUAUUAGAGAAUCAAGAGAUUGUCAAUCUUACUGUGAGCCCAUCAGAGGAAACUCUUGUCUGCAGCACCAAGACAAGUCAGCUGUACUGUAUCACCAUGUCCACUGCUGAUCUUGGGAAGGGUGAUAUUGCCACAUUUGAGCUGUUGUCGCAGGCAUUCCAUCGUGGUGUUAUCACUGGUAUGGAUGUUUGUAUACGAAAACCACUGAUAGCUACUUGUGGUUUGGACAGAUCUGUGAGAAUAUGGAAUUAUGAAGUUUGUGAUCUGGAGCCAGGAUGACAGUAAAAUAAUUUCAUGUGGUAUGGAUGGUGCCGUGUAUGAGUGGAAUGUAACCAGUUACAAGCGUGAAGGAGAGAGUGUUCUCAAAUCCUGUAGCUACACCGGUGUUUCUGUGUCCCCGGACAGCAGGACAACUUUUGCUGUGGGCUCUGACAGGACUCUCAAGGAAAUUUGUGACUCACAGAUGAUGGCUGAGCUUAAAACACGUGUGGAGGAACUCAAAAUGGAAAACGAGUACCAGCUUCGUCUCAAAGACAUGAACUACAAUGAAAAAAUCAAAGAACUCACGGAGAAGUUCAUACAGGAGAUGGAAUCUUUGAAAACUAAAAACCAGGUUCUUAAGACCGACAAGGACAAAGAAGAAGCGAAACACGAAGAAGAGAUAGCUGACUUCACGGAAAAGCAUGGCAAGGAAUUGCAAGACCUGGAGUCGGCGAACAACCAGAAGCUUAUGUCAGAAUAUGAGAAAUAUCAAGAGCUUCAGGCCAAGAGCCAGAAGAUGCAAGAGGAUUAUGAACGACAGUUGACGGAAAUGGAGGAAUCGAAGGAACAAGCGUUGGAGGAACUGACGGAAUAUUAUGAGAAUAAACUGACAGAGAAAAGUGCGCAGCUAGAACAGUCACAAGAUGAAUCACGGCAGCAGUUACGAGAGUACGAAGAAACGAAGAAACAAAUUGAAGAGGAUGCAGACCGAGAAAUCUUGGAUAUAAAAAACAAGUACGAACGAAGGCUGAGGGAGGAGAAAGAAGCAAAUCUGAGACUGAAAGGCGAGACAGGGAUUAUGAGGAAAAAGUUUACGAGUCUACAAAAAGAAAUUGACGAUUACAAAGCUGAAAUCCAACGCCAACAAAACGAGAAUAACAAACUACAAGGAGUGAUUAAGUCUCUGGAGAAGGACAUCUAUGGGCUGAAGAAGGAAAUCCAGGAACGAGACGAAACCAUUCAGGACAAGGAAAAACGUAUCUACGACUUAAAGAAGAAGAAUCAAGAGCUUGAAAAGUUCAAAUUUGUCUUGGAUUAUAAAAUCAAGGAGCUGAAGAAACAAAUAGAACCGAGAGAAAAUGACAUAAAAGCUAUGAAAGAACAAAUUCAAGAGAUGGAGAGCGAGCUUGAACGGUUCCACAAACAAAAUACGAGCCUGGAAUUGAACAUCACUGAGCUGAGACUGAAACUUAAGGCCACAGACAAAGAAAUGCAUAUGGAGAGACAAAGGGUGCGUGAUGUUGAAGCUGUGGUGAAGAGAUUUAAGACUGACCUUCAUAACUGCGUCGGUUUUAUACAAGAGCCCAAGAAACUCAAAGAGAAUGUCAAGUCCUUGUAUCAAAAAUACGUCCAAGAUGAAUCGCUGGACUCCGCUGGUGUGGAUGCGGACAUUCAAAGAGAGUAUGCGCGUCAGCGAGAACAUCUUGAGAGAAGUGUGGCAUCCUUACGAAAGAAGCUUGCUAAAGAUUCUGAAAUCCACAGGGCAGAUAAUGUCAGAAUUAUGCAGGAGAACGUCACUCUCAUUAAAGAGAUCAACGACUUAAGGCGUGAGCUUAAAAUCGCCCGCACUCAAGUCCACGACCUGGAAACCGCAUUAGGUGUUAUGCGGAAACAACAGCAAUUCCCCGAAGACGAAGAAAUCGGGAAUAUGGAGAACAAACGGAAACUGUCCGAGGAAAAUGUGGAAAUGGAAAAAAUGAUAGAUAUGCAGAAGACUGAGAUAAGGAAAUUGCGAGUUCAAAUAAAAGACAUGGAGACCGUUAUAAAUUCCCGUCCACCCUCUGGCUCCAGGCUUCCGCCGGUCGCUGUUGGGUAGGAUUUUGGCGUGAAGGAUCUUUUACUGAAAAUCGUGUUACAUUGUCCAGUUAUCUAGCUUUUUUUUUUUUUUCGAGUUUGGAUGAUGAGAGUUUUGUUCUUGCCUUGUAAAUAGACACGUAGUCAAUGCAUUCGAGAAGGAAAGAAUGAAAAGCCGGAACUGUCACUUAACAGCCUUUUUUUUUUCUAAUCGUAACUGUACACUACUAUCCGAAGAAUAUGUAAAUAAAUCUGUAUUUUGAACAUA
This is a messenger RNA of Pocillopora damicornis (cauliflower coral), 3452 nucleotides long. RefSeq names its product cilia- and flagella-associated protein 57. The record is from RefSeq and is a predicted model, not a curated record. NCBI's taxonomy places the organism in Eukaryota, Metazoa, Cnidaria, Anthozoa, Scleractinia, Pocilloporidae. Gene Ontology annotation, molecular function: protein binding.